CCCAGUGUAACAAAACUUAGUAAAAAAGUACAGUUUGAAUACACAUACUCAUUCUGUAAGAUACCUGGUGUCUAUUAUAAAACUCGGUUACGUUCUGUUUUUCUGCAUUUUUGAGUCUUCACGGAAGCUAAAAUGGAAAACACAGGUUACACUUAUCCCCAGGAUAAUGUGGCUCUUUAUCCUACAGGUCAGUAUGAUCGACUAAAAGAUGAUGGUACAAGUGUGACUACAGCAACAGUUGUCAACAUGGGGCCAACAGUCCCACCACGCAGAGACCAUAUCAUUUGGUCCAUUUUCACUACUGUCUACAUGAACAUCUUCUGCCUGGGAUUAAUGGCUCUUGCUUUCUCCAUAAAGUCUAGGGAUCGUAAAGUCCUUGGCGACAUGGAAGGAGCCCAUCACUAUGGUUCAACUGCGAAGGUCCUGAACAUCAUAGCCCUUGUUCUCACCAUCCUUAUUGUGGCAUUGAUCAUUGGCCUGAUUGCUGCUGGAGUGAUUGAAUUCCAUUAUGCAGCUAGGCAUGAUUUCAAAGGCAAGUAACUUGCUGAACUGUACAGAUCAACAGACUGUAGCCUUGGGGAAAUAAUCCAGUAAACAAGACUUGCAGGGAAAUGUAUGCUUUUUCUAUUGUGUUAUACACAGUUUUUCUUCUACUGUAACUGCGAUGUAACUUGUAUUUUCCUGGAUGGCAUGCAAAACUGCAGUUUCAUGAAGUAAGGACUGCAGUAAUGAAGUUUAAGAAAGAAAUGUAUUCCUACAAUGUAUAUAGCAUUUUUUAUGUAAUUUUCUUUCCAUACAAAACAUAACAUUGUUUUUAUAAGCAAUUGUCACUCACUUUAGCUAACAUUUCACCAUUCUAAGCAAAAUAUUCCCUUACUGUAUGUUUCAUUGUUCAUUUAUAUCUUAAGUUAAAGAUCAUUAAACUGUGCACAAGCUGAA
Protopterus annectens (West African lungfish) is the source of this 939-nucleotide messenger RNA. Its product is annotated as dispanin subfamily A member 2b-like. Lineage: Eukaryota; Metazoa; Chordata; Ceratodontiformes; Protopteridae. The record is from RefSeq and is a predicted model, not a curated record. The transcript is spliced from 2 exons. Gene Ontology annotation, cellular component: plasma membrane. Bases 133 to 540 code for a protein of 135 amino acids.